AUGUCGAACCAGUCCAUCCUCCGCAUCACGCGCGAGCUGAGCGAGAUCCAGAGGGGCUCUGAUCUCUCCAUUGCAGUCGCGUGCCGUGACAUUGAUGUGCGCCAUGUCAGGGCGCUGAUUAUCGGUCCGCCCGACACGCCCUACGAGUUUGGCUUCUUCGAGUUCGCUGUCAAGUUCACCAAAGAGUACCCAACCAAGGCUCCCGGUGUCACUGCCAUCACAACGAAUGGCGGACGCACACGCUUCAACCCCAACAUCUACGCUGCCGGGAAGGGUCUUGAGUCUAUCCUCAUCUCCAUCCAGAGCCUGAUGUCGUCCAAUCCGUACGAGAACGAGCCCGGGUUUGAAGACGCCAACUCGGACUACGAUAAGAAGAAUCAGGCAGCAUACGUCGACAAGAUUAGACACGAGUCAUUGAGAAUUUCCGUUGUAGAGCGCCUGGAAGAGUACCUCGGAAUUCACCAAGAGCGCCCGGGCGUGACCGUUUACAACGCCGAGGAGGACUACAAGUUAGGCGGAGAAGACACGCCGUUUGAACCGUUCAAAGAUCUCUGCAAGCGACGUUUCCUUUGGUACUACCCAUCCUACCUGGCAACAGUGGACGAGGCUGCCAAGAAGCACAAGGACGGGGAUCGUUUCGAGAAGAUGCCAUUCGAAGGCCCAGGAAAUACCAUGGAGGGCUGUUAUCAGUACACAGCUCUCCGAGAACGUCUUGUGAAGAUCUUCGAGGAGCUGAACAAGGAGAUGACUGGCUGGGCCCAGGAAGGCAUGGCAGCUGUACACAAGGAGAUGGGCAUCGCGAGCAACCUUCAGCGCCAAUUCGAACAAAUUGUCGAGAAUUACAAAACGGACGGUUCCGUCACACUGGACCUUAACCUUGUCGAGAGGAAUCCGUUCGUUUGGCAAUUGGUCCUUUUUGGUAGGCCCAUGACCAAUUUAGACGGCGGCAUGUUCACCAUCAUGCUCUACAUCAGCCCUAAAUUUCCAGACGUUUUACCACGCGUCAAGUUUGCUACCCCUCUGUUCCAUCACCGCGUGUCGCCCGACGGCAUCCUCUGUUACGACGCUGCCCGCAAGGAUGACAUGCGCUCCCACAUCGAGGCCAUCAUUGCUGCUGUUGAGGAGGAGUCGCCGGCAUACGAUCCUCGGACACUAGUUAACCCGGAGGCUGCCAACCUCUUCUGGGGUACUUCUGACCAGAAGAAGGUUUACAACCGCAAAUUGAGGAGAUCGGUCCAGGAUAGUGCAGAGUAA
This is a messenger RNA of Parastagonospora nodorum SN15, 1254 nucleotides long. RefSeq lists its product as hypothetical. The coding region runs from base 1 to 1254 and encodes 417 amino acids. NCBI's taxonomy places the organism in Eukaryota, Fungi, Ascomycota, Dothideomycetes, Pleosporales, Phaeosphaeriaceae. The transcript has 2 exons. The record is from RefSeq and is a predicted model, not a curated record.